AUGGUUAGAAUGUAUUGUCAACUUGUAAAAUGUACAAAGUGUAAUAAUAUAUCACCAUCUUUUCAAGCAUUUAAUAUUAUUUCUUUAUCUUUACCACGAAAAUCUAAAAUAAAUUUACAUGAUGCUUUUGAUGAAGAAUUUAAAGUAGAAAAGAUGACUGACGAUUGUUCUUAUAAAUGUGAAAAAUGUAACGAUAAUGUUACAGCUAUCAAAAAUGUAUUUAUUUGGUCAUUACCAGAUGUAUUAACUAAUGGAUUAAAAAGAUGUCAUAAUACUCAUAUAAAAUUCCCGAUCUCUGUUCAAUGUUCAUUGGAUGAUUUAGAUAUUAACAUAUACUGUUUGGAAACAAGAAAAAGCAAUAAAAAACACGAUUUAUAUGCAUUUAUUGAACAUUAUGGAGGUAUGGGCGGUGGUCAUUAUGUAGCAUAUUGCAAAAAUUCUAUUACAAAAAAUGGUUCAAAUAUGAUGAUAGCAAUGCAACAUAUAUUCCCAAUAUUUCGCAAGCUAUUGACAAUUCAAGUUCUUAUGUUUUAUUUUAUCAAAAAAAUAGAUGUUGUACCUGAUUUUGUAGAAAUGAAAAUAGAUGAUAAUGAUGAAGAUUAUUUUGCAGAUAUCAAUGCAUCAGCAAGAAAUAUAUAA
This is a messenger RNA of Rotaria sp. Silwood2, 639 nucleotides long. NCBI's taxonomy places the organism in Eukaryota, Metazoa, Rotifera, Eurotatoria, Philodinida, Philodinidae. The record is from the annotation of a GenBank genome assembly.